AUGUGGGGAGAGAGCGUGCCUGGCUACGCAGCUGCUUUAGCCUCCGUGGACGAUGCCCCAGUGCUGAUAGUUGAUGAGAUGGCCUCGCUGCCUAUUCCCGCCCUUCACCGUCUACUCUCCGCCGAAGUGCCACUGAUUCUACUGCUGGGGACCUUAUCCGGCGCUGAGGGCACCGGGGCGGCGAUCGAAGAGAAGGUGUUCAAAGAGCUGGGCUCCGACUCGGCGGAGGCUUGCCACCACGCAUCCCUUCCUUCUGGCGUGUCCAAACGGGACUUCAUCAAGCUCUCACUGCAGGAGCCCGUGCGUUACAAGCUUGGAGAUCCGGUGGAGCAGUGGUUGGAUUCCUUGCUUUACCUGGACGUGCCCGCGCCGCCCGCUGACCCCGAAGCCUACGGAGUGGUGGGCAGGGCCAAGUUCCUGGAAAUCGACCCUCGCUCCGAGGACCCUUUGGUGCCGGAGGUGAUGGGCUUGCUGAGGGGCCAUUACCGCACCUCGCCCAACGACUUGACACGCCUGGUCAUGGACUCCCACAUCAGGACCUUUGCGCUGGUUUCCAACGAAGGCAAAGGCCCCCCUGCGGUGGUGGUUGUGGCCAUUGAAGAGACCCCCGAGCGCCUGGGCAGCUCUGGGGCCCCGGUGCACCAGACGCAUUUGCUGGCACACGGUGUGGAGAAGGAGUUUCCCCACUUGGCCCUGGCGCGGCAGAGGGGUCUUCGGCCCUGGCGUGUGGUGGCGGCCCCGGCCUCGCGGGGCCGGGGCUUCGGGCAACGCGCGCUGCAGCUGCUGGAGGCCCACGUGAGGGGCUUGGGCACCUUCGACUGGCUGGGGGUGUCCUUCGGGCUCACGGCCCAGCUCUUCCGGUUUUGGUCCCGCGCCAAGUACCGGGCCGUGGUCAUGUCCCACGCCCCCAACGACCUCACCGGGGAGAUGUCCAUGAAGAUGUUGCUGCCCCUCAGCGAUGCGCCGCCCGGUCAGUAG
This is a messenger RNA of Effrenium voratum, 978 nucleotides long. The record is from the annotation of a GenBank genome assembly. NCBI's taxonomy places the organism in Eukaryota, Dinophyceae, Suessiales, Symbiodiniaceae.